UGGAGCGCGACGCUGGUUCCCAGAGGAGAGCCGGCUGCUGCGGUGCUGGUUCAGAGCCACAGGGCCGGCCUGACACGAUCGGCCCCGGGGGCCAACCAUGGAUCCCAAGUCGACUGAGGCACCUCCCAAGGACUCGGAACCCCCAGAACCUGUAGGGAAGCACGGCCGCUCAGCGCGCUCGGCAGCCUCCGUGCGCCCGGCAGCCUCCGUGCGCCCGGCAGCGCGCUCCUCCCAAACAGUUCAGCCCGGGCCGCCUGCGCCCUCCGCACGUUCAGUGAAGUCUGCACGCGUAGCACGUCCAGAAAAGAAGGCUGAGCCUAAGAAGGCCGAGCCCAAGCCCAAGCCACCCUCGAAGACCGAGUCUAAGCCACCCUCGAAGACCGAGUCUAAGCCACCUGCGGAGCCCGUGCAACUGCAGCCCUCUGGACUCCCUGAGCCCGACAAUGAGAAGGCUAAGGCAGCGAUCCAAAAGCGCGCUGAAGGCCGGGCCAAAGUCCCGCACAAAUUUAGGGACAGCAUCAAGCGUUUUUUCUUCUCGCCCACUGGAAUGCUGAAGAUCCUGAGGCUGGGAGUUAUCGUGGGAGCAUUAACUUUCUUCCUCAUCGCUGAAGCCCAUGAGUCGUUUAUAGCCAUCACGGUUCUGGAAAGCUGCAUCGUCCUGCUUUUCAUUAUAACAUAUAUGCUGACACUUCACCACUUGCUAACUUGUUUACGGUGGUCCUUACUUGAUCUUAUCAACAGUUUAAUUUCAGCUGUGUUCCUUUUAAUUGUUGCCUCCCUGGCAAUGCAAGAAAAGAAAAGAAGACCUUUUUUCUACAUCGGAGGGUCGCUCUGUCUCGCAGCGGCAAUCUUGUGUUUCCUCGAUGCCAUUCUGGUGACCAAGAAGAUGAGAAAUAAAAUGAAAAAAGCCCUGGGAGUCAAAGUCGAAACCCCGCCCCCGGAGCCCCAGCCGAAGCCUGUGCUGAAGCACUCCUCAACACCCAAGGCCACGAAGCAGAAGCCCUCGGUGGCCAAGCCCGGGCUCAUGAAGCCCACCCCAGCCCCCUAGCAGAUGCACCGCCUGUGUCUCAUCCCUCCCUCCGCUGAGCGCGCACGCUGUCACCCAUCCGGGCCUACACGUGACCAUAAAAUGGGGCUCUGAGUCGGAACACAUCUGCCUGCCUCUUCGUGUUGUCUUAUGUAACAGUCGCGUCACAUUUACAGGCCCAUGGCGCUGCCUCGGCGAAGCUCCGGGUACGAGGGACGGGACCCCAGGGUUCUAGACAACCCUUCCCCCAAAAAGCCGGAGCAGCGGCUGCAGACCUGGACCCAGUUGUUAGGCCUCGCUAGGACCAGGACGGGAGCUCUGCAUGGAGGAGGGGCCGGCAUGUUGGGCGCGGAGGUGGGACCCAGCAAAGGCUCACGAGGGCGGCGGGCGGCCUGCUGGGUGGGCGGGAGGCACCCGCACCCGCACCCGCACCCGCACCGGCACGGGCCUACAAGCCCAUGCUGGCGCGCGCGGAGACCGCGGGCGUUGGCGUUCGCUGGUCCUGGCGGUUAGCCGAAUCGGGCCUCUGAGCAGGUGGGUGACCACCAGGCUCCCUCGC
Molecule: messenger RNA, 1586 nt
Organism: Tupaia belangeri chinensis (Chinese tree shrew)
Lineage: Eukaryota; Metazoa; Chordata; Mammalia; Scandentia; Tupaiidae
Product: chemokine-like factor
Exons: 4
Coding region: 98-1048 (316 amino acids)
Cellular component (GO): membrane
Source: RefSeq, a predicted model, not a curated record